This is a messenger RNA of Harpegnathos saltator (Jerdon's jumping ant), 639 nucleotides long. RefSeq names its product histone-lysine N-methyltransferase, H3 lysine-79 specific-like. The record is from RefSeq and is a predicted model, not a curated record. Bases 1 to 639 code for a protein of 212 amino acids. Lineage: Eukaryota; Metazoa; Arthropoda; Insecta; Hymenoptera; Formicidae. The transcript has a single exon.
AUGGUGUUCAAAGCUUCGAGCGAAUGGGCAUCACAGGACAAGGAAACUCCCAAACAAGGGACCGGGAAAAAUACCAAAAGGAACAAGGGCAAAGGAAUUAAGAAAAAGAAGGAAAUGGAGAAAGAGUUGGGGGAGCAAAGAAUUGCACAACAACAUGGGAACAACAUGCAAGACUACCCUCAACUACCAUCCAUGAGAUCACAAAGGAAGGAACAUCAAACACAACCUAGUAAAGAGGAAACACCUACACCACAAAAGGAAAUGUCAAAAGUAGUGGGUAGGAGAGAAAAGAAGAAGGAAAAAGAAGAACAGAAAAGACAGAAAAUAAGAAAGGUAGUAAAUAUUGAAAGAAAGGAAGGGAAAAAGAUUAGGAGAAGAGUCCCUAACACGGCGGCAGUAACGAUAACUGCGGAAAGGGGACAAUAUAAGGACCUACUAGCGGAGGCGAAGAGAAAGAUCGACCUGACAGAAAUCGGAAUUGAGAAGAUAAAGACCAGAGUGGGGGCCACCGGAGCUCUGGUACUCGAAAUACCUGGAGAGGAAAAAGGUAAACAGGCGGACCUACUUGCAGAUAAGCUCAAAGAAGUGUUAACCGACAGAACAAAGGUAAGCAGACCGCAGAAGAUGGGAGAACUCUGA